This is a messenger RNA of Acanthochromis polyacanthus (spiny chromis), 6260 nucleotides long. It is a transcript of the gene elavl4, whose product is annotated as ELAV like neuron-specific RNA binding protein 4. Gene Ontology annotation, molecular function: RNA binding. The record is from RefSeq and is a predicted model, not a curated record. Lineage: Eukaryota; Metazoa; Chordata; Actinopteri; Pomacentridae. Gene Ontology annotation, cellular component: ribonucleoprotein complex. Bases 675 to 1916 code for a protein of 413 amino acids. The transcript has 8 exons.
AGAGAGAGUGAUGCAUUGAGGGAUGGAGUGAGAGAGGAAGGGAGGGAGAGCAAAAGGAGAGAGCCAGAGGGAGCGAUACAGAGAGAGAGAGAGAGAGAGAGCAAAAAGGGAGGGGAGUUUAAACUAAGUGCUAUGUUUUGGGACAGGCUAAUCUGCUAGCGAGCAGUGUGAGGAUCGGAGCGUAUUGUGUGAGCCAGUGUGUGGGGGACAGAUAAGGGAGCCAGCCAGCCCGCCAGCCCGACCCACCAACCCACCGACUGCCUGACUGCUUGUUUUAAUGUGCUGACUCUGGGGAGAUUUUUUUUUUUAAAGACAGCAUAUUGACUCCUUUAGACGUGCGCGGAGACCUUGGGCACAAAACGCCACCGCCGCUACUACUACUACUACAGCCACAGCCAGCAGAAGAAGUGCAUCAGCAGCUGAUCAACAACAACAGCAAAAAACAGAGAGAGAAUAGAAGGACUGAAAAAUCACAACUCCAGAAUCAGAAAAUUAAAGAGGAUUCGUUUCCCUUUUUUUCCCCCCCAAUUGAUUUUUUCUUUCUUUCUUUUUUUUUUCCCCCCUGUUCGCGGGACUGACUCCCAAAAGAGAGAGGAAAAAGAAAAGGGGGGAGAACUGAAGAGAAUCUGAAAAUAAAAAGGACAGAACGAAAAUAACAAGCACCGAAUCUGAACAUGUUCGAAAUAAGCCGAACACUCAACGCCGCUUUGUUGAGCAAUGAGGGGUCGACAGAGACACAGUGGCGUCAGGCAGAGCUCCCACAGCUCCAGGGCUGGGCAGAGAAGGGAUUGCUGACACAGCCAAAGAUGAUCAUCAGUAACAUGGAGGCUCCAGUGACAAACGGCCCCAGCGGAGGAGGCACCACAGCCAACGGGCCGACCACCAACAGCCGUGGCUGCCCCUCGCCCAUGCAGACCGGCCCGUCAAACGACGACAGCAAGACAAACCUCAUCGUCAACUACCUGCCCCAGAACAUGACCCAGGAGGAGUUCCGCAGCCUGUUCGGUAGCAUCGGCGAGAUCGAGUCCUGCAAGCUGGUUCGCGAUAAGAUCACAGGACAGAGUCUGGGCUACGGCUUUGUCAACUACAUCGAUCCAAAGGAUGCAGAGAAAGCCAUCAACACGUUAAAUGGACUCAGACUUCAGACCAAAACAAUCAAGGUGUCAUAUGCACGGCCCAGCUCGGCCUCCAUCCGAGAUGCUAACCUGUACGUGAGCGGCCUGCCCAAGACUAUGACCCAGAAGGAGCUGGAGCAGCUCUUCUCCCAGUACGGACGCAUCAUCACCUCCCGCAUCCUCGUCGACCAGGUCACAGGCCCCGCAGGUGGCUCCCGAGGUGUUGGCUUCAUCCGCUUUGAUAAGAGGAUAGAGGCUGAGGAGGCCAUCAAGGGCCUGAAUGGCCAGAAGCCUUCAGGUGCCGCCGAGCCCAUCACGGUCAAGUUUGCCAACAACCCCAGUCAGAAGACCAGCCAAGCCCUUCUGUCGCAACUCUACCAGUCCCCCAACCGCCGAUACCCCGGGCCCCUGCACCACCAGGCCCAGAGGUUUAGGCUGGACAAUUUGCUUAAUAUGGCCUAUGGCGUAAAGAGGUUCUCCCCCAUCACCAUCGACAGCAUGACCAGCCUGGUGGGCAUGAACAUCCCCGGGCACACGGGUACCGGUUGGUGCAUCUUUGUGUACAACCUGUCCCCGGAUUCGGAUGAGAGCGUGCUCUGGCAGCUGUUCGGGCCGUUCGGCGCCGUCAACAACGUCAAGGUGAUCCGUGACUUCAACACCAACAAGUGCAAAGGCUUCGGCUUCGUCACCAUGACGAAUUACGACGAGGCGGCCAUGGCCAUCGCCAGCCUCAACGGCUACAGGUUGGGCGACCGCGUCUUGCAAGUCUCCUUCAAGACUAACAAGACACACAAGUCCUGAACUCUGACAGGUAGAAGCAGUUGCCCCGCGACUUUGUCUGCUCCCAAAAUUCCCUCCCCUCCACCCCCGACCCUCACCCUCCUACCCCCUCCACCCGUCCCCUCCCCCAACCCACCCUUUUAGCCCCUUCAGUCACCACCACCACCACCCAACUACAGCCAUCCAACACAGCAAAACUCCGACCGGAACACAAAGCAACCAACAAACCAUCAAACAAAUUGAACUAGAAAUGGCUUAUAUUAUAACUUUGGACCUAUAAGCCAAUGUUGCCUAAGUAUUACAAAAAUGAAAUGAUGAAAAUGUUCACGAGUUUUUGGAAGCUCCUGUGAUAAUGCAGGCUUCUCUUUGUUGUAUAUUCUGUUUGUUGUGGUUGUUAAAAUGAUUUUUCUCUUCUGUGUAAACAGUAGCAAAUCCCUGUACCCCCCUUAUUUCAGAGAAGAGAAUGUCCUUUUUAGAUUGGAGCCUUUUCUCUGUCUUGAUUCAGGAUUUGUUUUUCUUUUGUAAAUCCGGAUCCACUGUCGUUAGUAUUAUAUACCUCCCUGUCAGUGAAAGGGAGGGGGCUCUUUUUUAAAUUAGUGAACCAUUCAUUCAUUUUUAGUGUGUAAUUUAAAAAAAAACUUCCCCCUUAUCGAUUCUAGGCGGGAUCUCCGCGGAGUUCCCGGUAACUGAUGUAGAAAAAAAAUGAAUUUCUAACAUUGUUUUUGUUUUGUAUCGCGAACAAAACAUAAUGUCUUUCCUCACUUGGGGUUUCAGGGAGAUGGGGCGAGGGAGGGGAUGGGUUAGCUUUCCUGAUGACACGUUCAGUAAUUUAAGAAAAAAAAAAUAACACUGUUGCCAAAGAGAAGAUCUCUUUGCUUGGAAAAAAAAAAAUACACGUUUAGAAAAAAAAGAUAAAAAUAAAUAGAAAGAAGAUCUAUUUUUAUAAAUGAUAAUUAAAAUAAUAAUUAUUGAAGAAUUUUUACAAGAAUCUGGAUUUGAAGAAAAAAAAAGAGAAAAAUAUUUUGACUGGCUAACUAGGGGGGGCGGGGGUGGGCGGGAGGGGGCACCACCUUGUCUUUGUCGUUCUGCCGUGGUACCUUAUCGGAUCAGAGGUUUGCUCGUUUUCUGGGGGGAAUUCCAAGUCGGUGAAGCGAUUUUGUAGACGGAAGGUUUUGUGAAAAGGGAUGCAAACUUGAGGCAGGUGAUUUUGGUAAUUUUUCACAUGUGUACUAGUGCGUAAUUAUUCAACAGCGAUACCCAAAAGGGAAGGGAGAGGGGUCUUUUUCCGAGGCCUAACCAUCCUUAUUAAGUCCAGAGCCCAAAGCAAGAAGACCCUUUUGUCCACUUGUUUUCUUGUUUUCUUCGUCAUCCGUCAAUAUGGGAUAUCAGUAACUAGAUAUAUACACAUCUAUCCAUUUAGAGAGCAUACUACACAUUAUCUAUAUCAUUUUCUUCGCUCUGCGUUUGUGAAACUUACAUUUGAAAAGAACUUCCUUUUAGCGAUCAACAGUAGGUGCUAUACUACAUUAUUCACAUAUCUUAAAUAUCCAAGUUUGUUGUUCUAUGUGUUGUUUAAAGAAAAAAAUACUUCGAUGUUGGCAUUGAAUUGAGCUGCUGUUCUUUGUUUAAUAUUCGUUUAAUGUCGGCCCAGGAGUCUGGUGAGACUAUUUCUUUGCUGAACAACCAGAUUUAAUGAAUUUUUUGGGCCUUGUAAGAAUCACUGAACAAAACUUUUCAUUUUGUAUUUUUUUUGGAUUUCGUUCGUUUGUUUGGCUUGCUGACUUUUUAGGUUACUUGCUGAGCGUGAAACGUUUGUCAAAAACUUAAUGAUGAUUAGCUAGUUCCGUUAGUCUAGAUAUUUGUUUCCUUAAAAAGGAUCUAUGACAACUGUGUCUUUAUUUGCUGUGUACAAAUAGAUGAUAUAUAUAAAUAUAUAUAUAGUCUACAUUUGUUUUACGAUAUCUACUGUACUAUCUGAGUUGUCACUGUUCUUUUGUUUGAGCUUGUCUUUUUCAUAUGACAAUUUAUUAUGAAGUGGUGGUUCAGUUACUUAGAAAAACUUGUGAGGAAACUGUUCAAUUGUUGUCAUGUUGCUUGUGGAGAAAAAAAAAAUUGGAUUAACUUUUGAGUUUAACUACCGCGGCAAAAGAAACCGAACAAAAGCUUAGAAUAUAACUGUAUUUGUUUGACGGUUUUCUUUACUUAUCCUAUUUUUUAAACUAUUUAUUUUUCUAUUUAUUUCUAUUUAUUCUAUAUUUAUUGAUUGAUUAAUUUAAAUCUGUGUAAUUUAUGUAUUUAUUUGUUUCAUUGUCUGUGUAUUUGCGUGAUUCUGGUACAGGGAGGGGGGCGUUUCUGAGCAAAAGGGAACAAAGCGACUAGUGGAGAGGCUCUUCCAGUAGUCCACUGCACUGAGAGAACUUUUAGUACGUUUGUGCUUUGUACCAAUAUAUCAAAAUUACAAUAUAAAAAAAUCUAAAAGUCAAGAAAACUGAAAAAAAUGUCUGGAGGGUUGGGGGACGCUCUUCCCUUAUUACUAGAAACAGUUACUCGCUAUGCAUAACCUAGUUAAUAGUUAAAUUUGCUAUUGCUUUUUUCUUGUCUUGUUAAAAUGAAAUCUUUAGAUCUUUUUCAAUAAAGUUUAGUCUUAAUAGAAUGUUAUAAACAGUCGUUCUGGUUCAAUAUAACCUGUGAUAAGUUUGUGUAGUUCUAAAAAGCCACUCCGUCCACACCCUCCCUCCACUUACUACCGCUUUGUGAUGAAACCUUAUGCAAAAAUGUGGGUCUGAAAGCAUAGUUUUCAGUUUUCAGUGAACAUUUUAUAUUUAACAUUCAGCUCUUGGAGGCUUGGGCAGAUAAAUUAAAAAAAACAAAAAAAAUGUUCUUAGAGGGUCAUUCAUUGCACUGGACUAAAUCGGUCAAAGUCACUAAAGAGUCAGAACUUAUUUUUAAGAAUAUUCAUCAUGUUUUCAAAUGACAUACCAACAAAUCUUUAAAAAUGAGAAAUUGUUACCAUUGCACACCAACUGUUAUUUACAACAGUUGUUGCUAUACUUAAAGAAGUACUCUGGAGGUAUAAAAAAAGGGAUUGUACCGAUUCUAUAUUUUAUAUACUCUAAUAUGAUAUAUAUUAUAUAUUUUGAAAGGUGAAAGGUAAGGGAAUGGUUCCAGACGUAUAAAUAUAAAGGAAAUUGGAUUUUUUUUGUUUGUUGUUAAGACUUGAAAACAUGAAGGAGGUGUGUGGAGAGCAUUUGAAACACUCAGACGCAUGCUCGCAUUAGUACAUCCUCUUCCUCUCUCACACCUCAGUCAUCUGACAAGCCGGGUCAUCCGACGCCAUUACCGUCAUCCAACAGUCAUCCGCGCCAUCCAAUCGUGUUCUCAUUAACGGCAACCAACCAACCAACCAACCAACCGACCAACCAGACCCCUUCUUGCUCCCCGCCGCCGUCGGGAGCUUGAAUUAUGCAACGACCCCAGUAGAAUGUUCUGAUGUGUGAACUAAUUUCCUACACUGUAUGACUUUUGAACUCUUACGAUGCGUGCCUGUGUUCCGCCUAGACCCUGUGUGCACGUGUGAUGUGUGCGCGCGGAUGUGUGCAUGUUCGUGUGCAUGUUUAUGUAUUUUGUGCGCGUGUCGUCCGCAUAACGUUUGUCGGCGUGGAGUGAAUCCAUGUGUGUGUGUGUGUGUGUGUGUAAUACAGUGCAGUAGUGUUGGGGCACAUGUGUACGAGUGUGUGCUUCCCUGUGUGUGUUUGUGUGGCACGGGCGAUUGUGCAAAAUGUGCGAGUGUGUGUGCGAGUGUGUGUGCAUGUCAGGGUGUUUGAAACAUGGGGCUGCGUCACCUCGCUCUAUGCCCAACCCCUAUGGCUCACACCAUCCCCUGUAGCGCCUUAUAGUGGCAGCCUGCCAGUAGGAACAACGCAGCCAGUAGUGGAGGAGGGAAGGUGAACAGAGGAACUAGGCUCUUCUUGUCAGUUUUCAUUUUUCCUCCUGAGACGUGUUUGUUUACUAUCUGAAAAAUCUAUAAAAUGAAAUCUUUAAAGACAAAAAAGACGAAAAAAUGUUCACGGGGCCCCAUGACCGCGGCUCUCUCUACUCUCUCCUGCUUAUGUUAUUACUUAACAAUUAUCAAUGAUGAUUAUUAUGAUUAUUAUUGCUAUUAUUCUUAGUAUUCUUAUUCUUAUUAUUAAUCCAAUUACUGCGAUGAAUGACUUCAUGUUAUCCUUGCUAGUUUAGGUCAUUUCUGAAACUGGAAACAAAAAUAAAAAUCUUGCUGUAAAUGUUUGUUUUUUCUUUUUCAUAAAACUGUUGUGUUUGAAUUAUUUGUACUUUUGAAUGUUGGGACAAUAAAAUGAGGUGUUAAGA